AUUUCCUGCAGCAAACCGAUCCAGGGAGCUGGACUUUCCCCACCCACAAUGCAUCAUCGCUGCAAACCCAUCUCUAGCAUGCUUGUAUCCUGGUCGUGAUCUGAAGUCAUUGCCGCAUAGAAGCUCUUGCCAGUCUCAUAUUUUAAACCAUGAAAAUGGUGAAGUACUGAAGAUUAAAUGCACUCUGCAGUACAGUAAUUACACUUUAAGCGGGACGGGCCUUGCAUCAUGUCAUCCAACGACCAGGAUUUUGACUUUGAUGAAUAUGACAAACCCGGUGCUGAGCGGUCACGCAGAAGGAGAGGUGAAGAUCAUGAUCUUGAGAGUGAUUUGGAAGAGGAUUUGUUGGAAGAGGACUGGCUGUCAGGUAAAAAGAAUCCAUCAGAAAUGUCAGAUGAAGAGCUGAAUGAUGAUCUUCUCAGAAGUGAUGAUGAAGACGUAGAUCAAAGUGGUCAGGAUAUCAGCCUCAAUACCACAUAUACCCUGGGCACAUCCUAUGACCAGCAGGACAACUCACAGGAAGCAGACUAUACCGAUGACGUUGUGAACCUCGGUGCAGAGGGCUGCGAAGAAGGGGAUGUGGAGGAGUACCAGCAAGAGGAUGAGGCAUAUACAGAGGAAUAUGGCCAAGAAGAUGGCGCAGAGAUUUCCGAAGACCAAAUGGGUUACGCUGGAGAGCCAGCAGAGGCUGACGACGACUAUCAGGAUGGUGUGCUAAACAUCCAAAUCAAUGAGCCUAUUGAUGGUGAAUUUCAAGAUGAAGAAUACGAAACCCCCUAUGGUGAUGAGCCUCUUGAUGAAGAUGGAGCCCAGCAGGAGGAGGGCGCAGGGGAGGACACAGAGGAGGUGGAGGGAAAUCAGCAGAAUGAAGACACUGCUGAAGGGAAUCGAGUCUAUGACAUGGAGGAGGGUGAAAAUGAGGCUGUGCGAGAAAAAGAAGAAGAAACAAAGGAGGAAUCGGAUGAAGAAGACGAGGAAGAUGAAGAGUCUGGCCGCAUAAGGUUCAAAUCUGAAAGAAAGGAGGGCGUUGUUGUGCGCCUGGCAGAUGCAGGCUCCAAAAGGCGGAACAUCCCUGAAACACUAGAACUGUCAGAGAAGGCCAAGCGAGAUUUGAUGGAAUUCGAGGAGCAAGAACGGCAGAAGAAACAAAAUCGUCACGGAGGCAGAGGCCGAGGUGGGGGACGAGGAGGCAGAGGAAGAGGAGGCUUCCCAGGGUUUGAAAUGGGAGAUUAUAGAGGAGGAAACCGAGGAAGAAUGAACGACCAGAGAUUCCCCCCGAUGGGAAACAUGGGCAUGCAGCAGUCCUCGCGAAUGCUUCCUCCUCAUCAGUCUCAUCAGCAGCAGCUGCAUUCCCCGCAGCACCACCCCUCACGUCCAAGCGGACCGCCUCACUUCCAAGAUCACGGGCGUCCGCUUCCUCAGCAGCCCCUUCAGCCCCUCAUCCCUCCGCACAUGUCUCAUCGCUCCCCGCCGCUGCGACCUCAGAUGGAGCCGCCACCACGACUGAUGAAUUCCCCGCCACCCAACUUCCCUCCACAUCACCAGCAACAGGCUCCACAACCUAAGAACAUCCACAUUAACCCCCACUUCAGAGGGCCUGCAACGUCACCCGUUCAAGUGCCCUUGAUGCCUCCUGCUCAGAGCCAGCCCAGACCUGCUGUGGGUCCUCAGAGGUUCCCUGGACCGGGAGACUUUCAGCAGCACAUGCCUGGUAAUUUCGGUCAGCCCCAGCGGCCCCCUCAUCACAUGGAGCCCUUUAGGAACCAGCCACCUCAAGGCCCCCAGGACAGAGAACCCCUCUUUAUGGGAGAGCGCACAGAUUCAACACGGUUUCCAGGGCAGCACAUGUUUGAUCACCAGGGCCCCGGCCCUCUGAUGAACAGCAGCAACAACCUCCACCAGCAGCAGCUGCCCAGCCAGGGCCACAUGGGCUUCGGCCCACCAGGACCAGCCUUCAACCACCCGGGCCAGGGCCCGCUUGGACUGUUUGGGAGAGAACCCCCAAGACACAACAUCCCUCCCCACCAAAAUCACCCGGGAAUGGUGAACUUAAAUCAACAAGGUGGACCCCCCAACCAGCCCAGGCCUUUCAUGGGCCCUCGUCAAGCUUUUGGCCAACAGGGGAACCUUUUCCCUCCUACACAAGUUCCGUUUGGGAUGCAGGUACGACUAAGAGGCUUAAUGCACGGCCCUCCUGUUUCCCAGCUUCCACAUCAUGAUCCGCUGUCACCCCAUCAGCCCAUGCACCAGCAGCAGCAACACCAUAGGCAGGACUUACCCCACCAUCAGCAGCCGCAGCUAAAUCUCGGUGAGCCUCGCCCCAUCAUGCACCAUGGCCAGAAUCCUUUCCAUCAACAGCAGGGGCAUGGCAGCCCAAGGCAGAUGAAUCCCCGCCCUCUGAACCCCCAACAGCGCCACAUGUCUAACAGGCAGAGAAUGAACACACCUGUCUCCAAGCAAAUGCAGCAGCGCAACAGCAACCUGCGUGAGCUCCCUGUAGCACCUGGCAACACAAACACGAACAGCGCCCGCCCUGCCACCACCCCCACCUCCCCCGCUGCCAACAUCAAGCCUGUUGCCAGGACAACACAGGGGAUGCGUCCUGGGCAGAACACUCAGCCGAUGCCUGACGGUGGCAAAGGAAGAGGCCAAGCUGUUGCGAAGACUGAAUCACAGCCUGAGGGAGCAGGCAGGACAGUUGUUCGCAAGGAAAUUCCACGCACGCCGUCCGGCGUGACACCACAGGAUCCUGAUGAGGAUGAGGAGACACGGCAGUAUCGUCUGAAGAUUGAGGAGCAGAAGCGUCUGAGAGAGGAGAUUCUAAAGAGGAAGGAGAUGCGACGGCAGAUGCAGGCUGGUGUCAGGAAGAAGGAGCUGCUUGAAAGACUUAAUGCCCAGGCACCAAGCCAAGGCACCACUACUACACAAGCUCAGCCCGAGCAACCAAAUAAGCAAAUACCACACCCUGUACCUCCAGCACAACAACAGCAGCAGCAGCGGCAGCAGCAACCACCACCAGAACACAAACCACAACAGCAACUGCAACCACAACAGCAACUGCAACCACAACAGCAACUGCAACCACAACAGCAACUGCAACCACAACAGCAACUGCAACCACAACAGCAAAGACAGUUUCCUCAGAGAACACAACAAUCAGUAAAUCCCACAUUAAAGCUUGGCAAUAUAGGUAACACCAUCCCUCCCAGCAGUGCUGCUCAGACCCCCGCGCCCCGUCCCAAUGUCAGGACACGGCUGCAGAUGGUAAAAGGCAGCAUUCAGCAGCAACAGCCUGCCCGGCCUGUUAAGCAACCCCAACAAAAUCAGCUGCAGCCAGUGCAGCAGCGAAGAAACAGCGCUUUGCAGAACGUAAACCGACCUGGUGCUCCGAUCCAAACCAUUCAAGUUCCUCAAAGGAACGUACCUGAUACUCCUUCAGCGAGUCCAGCCCUGGCUCAGGCUCAAGGACCUAAACUUGGCGCUAAAAGAACUGUGAUGCAGCGGGCAAGGAGUACUAGCUUCGAGCGCCAGCAGGUGCCGCAAAAAGUCAGAGUCGUCAAACUUUCAGGAGCGAGUGGAAAGGGGCCUGAGGCCACAAGCAGCCCAGUACAGGAACAAGGCGCCUGGCCAGCAGCUACGCUCAACCAGGGCAUCCAAAGGAAAGUUACCAUGACAGGACAACAGCAACAGGGACCAGGUGGACCGUCGCAGGCUAGCCGCGGGGGCAUGGGCAACCCACAACAAAACAGGGUUGUUGUGUCAGGCCGGGGCCGAGGUAGAGGGGGUAGCCAGAUGGGUCGAGGUCGUCCGAUGCCCACCAGACAGAGCCAAAAGACUGAUGAGAGUGAGCGCUGCACUGUGUCCAUUGAAGGCCUCUCCUCAUCUACAACCGAUUUGCAGCUUAAGAACCUUCUGAGGUCCAUCGGCCCAAUAAAGACUUUCAAAAUGGUGCCCCAGCAGAGGAAAGCAUUUGCUACAUUUUCCAGUCCCCAACAUGCAGCAAGUUUCCAAAUGAGCUUCCACAGGCACAUGAUUGAUUUGUCCCACAUUGAUGUGUCGCUGAUUGACGGAUGAGGAGCGUUAUAAAGCCAGCGGGUCCUUUUGCAAGAAGUCGCUCUCUCCCAACGCCGGAGGGUCUCCUGCACAGCUCCAACCUGGUCUACAGAUACUUCUCCAUUUCUUUUGGGGGUCACUAACAUUCAACGCCUCUGCACAUCAUUCAUCAAGUCGUCUCCCAUCGAGCUGGGACAGUGAACACAAAGACAUUUAGCUGAGAGCAUGCCUGUGUUUGACUUGUUCUACCAAGUGUCUGCAGUUGUGAAAAUGGCACUGGAGAGAUACUGGAUACCUUCUGCUAUUUCAAUGUAGUUUGUGAUUAAUGUUUAUUUUGCAUCUGACAUGGACACUAUAAGUAGAGCUCAUCAUGGGAUAAUGGUUGCUCCCCUCUUUAGUGAAAUCCUUCGUGACAAAUGACACUUGAACGCUGUGCUUCUAACGUGACCACUUAAUAGAAUUUUUUAUGUUAUUAGUGGUGUGGUGCUCAUAUAGGGGGACUUGUUGUGGUGGGAUGCGGUCAGCCUGUUCAUGUAGUGGGUCUCCCCUGUCUGUAGAUGGCAGUAUUUUAUCACUAUUGGUGUUUCAGUCUUUCUCUCGUAGCCCUGCAUUCGGGUAGCUGUGAAGUCUGUUUUUUGGUCUAUGGCACUACCUAGUGGGGUUCCUGCAUAUAGGCGGAGAGGUGUCCUGGUUGUGAUGAUUCAAGAUGUCAUAGCAGUGACCAAAACCCAGCUGGGAUAGGCUGUGAUUAUUUUUUUGCUAAAUUCCCUGUGGUUUAAAGAAUUGUAAAUGUGGGCACUGAUGAGUUGAUUUCUCCUGUUUUUCAGUUUUAUUGUUGCUUACUAAGUCCUUUCUAUCUCUCUCUCUCUCUCGUUUAAGUUAGUUGGCUAUUACUCAGCUUUUAACUGUUAACUAGAAAACAUUGUGGAUGAACCUUUCAUGCCUUGUUUGACCUGCAUUUUAGUUGGAUGUCUGAUUAUGUAGUAGUUAGAUUUAGGUUGUGCCGAGUGUGCUUUGGGGCCGUGAGUAUGUAGACAUGUUUUUUGAGUUUUCUUUCUUUCUUUUUAAUGAGCUUGGCAGGGUAUUUGACAUUGUUGGUAGAUGGAAAAGAACUGUUUCCAGUUCUCUGCAGGAUAAACAGACAUUUCUGUGAAGUUCCUCGAGGAUACAUUCCUUACUCUCCUCUGGAAUUGGAAUAAGUUUGGAAAUAUUUACCCAAAUUUGAGUGACUAUCAGCUUAUUGAUCAGUAAGCUGCACAGCAGACUGUUUUUCCUUCACGCAGAGCGGUCAGAUUGGAUAAAAGAGGAGGAAAUAUAAACAAAAUUCACCUUAAUAAUUUGCCCUGGAGACUGUAGAGAGAUACAUUUUCUAAAUACACUAAUUUCUCUUUUGUCAGUUUUACACAUUUUUUUCCAAGGCAUCACUUACUAGCUCGUCACAUUUUAAAUUUUUUUUGUUCUUCAGAUUUUUUUCUCCUCAUCACAAAACUGUUUGUGUAUUGUAGUUGUAAAAAUGUGUUAAAAGUUUAAAUGCAGACGUUUUUUCACAUCGAAGACUGAAAUUGUUUUAUAUACAUUAUUCAAAGGGACGAGACAGAACAACGAGAGGGGGCAACCAUUACCCGCGUAGUGAUCAUGUGCAUAAGUCAGGCUUUCACUCGAUAUUUAACUCGUUAAAUUUUUUUGAGUUCACUCACGUUGUAUCAGGAAAAACAACUUUUAUGUGUAAAGGAUAUGCUGACGUGUCCAGAUAUGUCAUUUUUACAAGUAUUUUGUUUGUAUUUUCAAACGAGGAAUGACUGGACCACAUUUGUGUUAAACAAUACAUUUGACAAAAAGUUUAAGGUGAAAAGAAAAAACGAACAAAUAACCAAAAACAAAAGUGUAAAUAAAAAUAUGGCCAAUAUACCGUGAACAUGCAGGUAUGUGAAGCCACUUGAACUUUA
Messenger RNA from Pundamilia nyererei, 5999 nucleotides. RefSeq names its product RNA binding motif protein 33a (gene rbm33a). Gene Ontology annotation, molecular function: RNA binding. The record is from RefSeq and is a predicted model, not a curated record. The coding region runs from base 229 to 4074 and encodes 1281 amino acids. NCBI's taxonomy places the organism in Eukaryota, Metazoa, Chordata, Actinopteri, Cichliformes, Cichlidae. The transcript is spliced from 19 exons.